Messenger RNA from Nyctereutes procyonoides (raccoon dog), 3550 nucleotides. It is a transcript of the gene CSNK1D, whose product is annotated as casein kinase 1 delta. The coding region runs from base 296 to 1525 and encodes 409 amino acids. Lineage: Eukaryota; Metazoa; Chordata; Mammalia; Carnivora; Canidae. Gene Ontology annotation, cellular component: cytoplasm; nucleus; spindle microtubule. The transcript is spliced from 10 exons. Gene Ontology annotation, molecular function: ATP binding; protein serine/threonine kinase activity. Gene Ontology annotation, biological process: peptidyl-serine phosphorylation; positive regulation of canonical Wnt signaling pathway; regulation of circadian rhythm. The record is from RefSeq and is a predicted model, not a curated record.
CUGAAGGGGGAUUUAGGCCCGGAAGAUCCGAGUCCAUCCGCGGCGGGGAGAGGGCGAGCGGGGUCGGCGGGGGCCGGAGCAGGGGCGGCGGCGCUCGGACUGUCCCAUCCGCCCCGUAUUGAGGCGCUGGGAGCAGCGGGGCGGCCGGAAAGCGAUGGUGAAAGCGGGGCCGUGAGGGGGGCGGAGCCGGCAGCCCGACCCGCCGUAGCGGCAGCAGCGGCGCCGCCUCCCCGAGCUCAGACCCAGGAAGCGGCUGGGAGGGCAGGAGCGAGCCGGACCCGCCGCCGCCGCCGCCAUGGAGCUCAGAGUCGGGAACAGGUACCGGCUGGGCCGGAAGAUCGGCAGCGGCUCCUUCGGAGACAUCUAUCUCGGUACGGACAUUGCUGCAGGAGAAGAAGUUGCCAUCAAGCUUGAAUGUGUCAAAACCAAACACCCUCAGCUCCACAUUGAGAGCAAAAUCUACAAAAUGAUGCAGGGAGGAGUGGGCAUCCCCACCAUCCGGUGGUGUGGUGCAGAGGGAGACUACAAUGUCAUGGUGAUGGAACUGUUGGGGCCGAGCCUGGAGGAUCUCUUCAACUUCUGCUCGAGGAAGUUCAGCCUCAAAACUGUCCUGCUGCUUGCUGACCAGAUGAUUAGUCGCAUCGAAUACAUUCAUUCAAAGAACUUCAUCCACCGAGACGUGAAGCCAGAUAACUUUCUCAUGGGGCUGGGGAAGAAGGGCAACUUGGUGUACAUCAUCGACUUUGGGCUGGCCAAGAAGUACCGGGACGCCAGGACCCACCAGCACAUCCCCUACCGCGAGAACAAAAACCUCACUGGGACGGCGCGGUACGCCUCCAUCAACACGCAUCUUGGAAUCGAACAAUCUCGAAGAGAUGACCUGGAGUCACUGGGCUAUGUGCUCAUGUACUUCAAUCUGGGCUCUCUGCCCUGGCAGGGGCUGAAGGCAGCCACCAAGAGGCAGAAGUAUGAACGCAUCAGUGAGAAGAAGAUGUCCACCCCCAUUGAAGUGCUGUGUAAAAGCUACCCCUCUGAGUUUGCCACAUACCUGAAUUUCUGCCGCUCCUUGCGUUUUGACGACAAGCCCGACUACUCCUACCUGAGGCAGCUCUUCAGGAAUCUUUUCCACCGCCAGGGCUUCUCCUAUGACUACGUGUUCGACUGGAACAUGCUCAAAUUUGGAGCCAGCCGGGCCGCUGAUGAUGCUGAGCGGGAGCGCCGGGACCGAGAGGAGCGGCUGAGGCACUCCCGAAACCCCGCCGCCCGCGGCCUCCCCUCCACGGCCUCUGGCCGCCUGCGGGGCACCCAGGAAGUGGCUCCUCCCACCCCCCUCACCCCUACCUCACACACUGCUAACACCUCUCCUCGGCCCGUGUCUGGUGUGGAAAGAGAGCGGAAAGUGAGUAUGCGGCUGCACCGUGGCGCUCCCGUCAACAUCUCGUCCUCUGAUCUCACGGGCCGGCAAGACACCUCCCGCAUGUCCACCUCACAGAAUAGCAUUCCUUUCGAACACCACGGCAAGUAGCUGCACGUCUCCCCGUUGGAAGGCAGCACCGGAUUGCCGGUCGGGUGGCUUCCAGUGCUCUUCAGUCUGUGGUGCACCGAUGAGAACUCUCCUUUUUGCUGUGAAGGGCAGACAAUGCAUGGCUGAUCUACUCUGUUACAAUGGCUUUACUAGUGACACGCCCCCCGGUCUAGAACCGAAAUGUUAACACCGGGAGCUCUCCAGGCCGCCCACCCAGCGACGCCCGUGGGGGAAACAAAACACAAACUAAACCGGACAGACUCCAAAGCGCUGCCGUCGCAGGGGCUGCACCGAGGGCCCCCCACGUGGACUCGGUUGUCACGGGCUGGGAAGAAAAGCAGAGUGUGAGAGACAAUUGCAGAGAGAACCAAACUCCCGCUCCCUGCUCCCUGACGAGCCUACUGUAACCACCGAUCUUCUACUUGGUUAAGACAGUUUUGUAUCAUUUUGCUAAAAAUUACUGGCUUAAAUCUGUGUAAUGAAAUCUGUCUUUUUAUUGUUUCUUUCUCGUCUGUUUUUGCGGUCUUAAAACAGAUGUUGACUUUAAAGCACCCAGAGCAAAGGCUGGUGUGGAGUUUCAGUGUAGGACAGAGCGAGUCAGGGAGCAGAGCGCGCGCGGGCGCCCGUCCUCUGCUUUGUGGUCUGUCGUGUGAUCCGCUGUGGAGAGGGGUUUUCUCACCAGAAGUGCUGUCCUGUGUAGACGUGUGUAAGUGACGUGUGUGCGUCUGUGUGUGUGUUGUGUGCCGUGUGUCCCGUGGCCUCAUUACGCUGGUGUCGGCUCUCACUGUCCCCCACCUGCACCGGAACGCCUGCGCGACGCGGGCCUCAGAGCAGUUAGCGGGCACGGCGUACCCGAUUCCCCUGGAUGCGGCGAGGAGGAACCCGAGCACGGAAGACCUCGGAAGCCAAGGCUUUGUGUGGGCGUUGCUGGUCCCUCAGGAGAGUAUUUUCGAACAGAGAGACAUCGGGCCUUUCCUUGGGGUCACGUGUGGCUAUUUUGGUGGUGGUGUUGCCUCAGUGUCUUUGAAUUUGGGAAAUUUUCUAAACAGACUGUAAACGUGAUCAGUGUAGAUUGGCCUCCAUGUGUAUGAACCUGUGUGCUCGGAACCCAGGACGUGUCUGCACUGUGCUGGGCUCGCCCGCGGAGGCCUUGGGCCCAAGGGGAUCCGCCUUGAAGUGCCAAGAAGCUGGUGACUCGACCUGGCCGUCUAGGAGGGUGUGGCGUCCCACACUUCCCUCCACAACCUUCACUGGGGCGUAGCGAGCCCCACGGGGGUCAGGGAGCAGAGCAGGUCGGAGUCUCUCAAGUAUGACCCUCUCGGGGCUGCUGGCUCCUGCCGGUUUUUCCGGGUGCCCCCUCAUUCUGUAGCAGGUAGCGGCACCGGGCCACGAGGCUGCCAGUAGCUGGGAGCCCCCGUUGUGGGAAACAAGGUGCAAUAAUGGGUAUUCGUGGGUACUCCCACCUGACCACCUGUCACCCCACUGCGAGUGCUGUGUGUGCCCCCAGGCCGCUGGCACAGGACGCCGGGACUGGUGUGUGCUGACCGCGCGGAGUGCGUCCGUGCUGCUUCGUGAGUCCCAAGCGGGCUACUCUUUUGGGGUGCAGGCACUUGGUCAGAUGGGGCUGUGUUUCUGGGAGAGCAGUGUGAGCCUGGGCAGGUCAGGGCGAGUUGGGGGCUCUUCAGAGCGGGGCUUGCCCCUGUUGGCGAGGUGUUAGCAGCUGCAGCCGCCCAUGGAGUGCCGGAGACCCGCUAGGGGCAGCUUCCCACGCUCUGCAUCUGGGCUUCGACCUGAAAUUGCUGGAUUGUGUUUGAGAGGUGGGCCCAGAUCCUGGGCCCUCAGCUGUGCGGCCGUCCGUCCGUCCGUGCACACUCGCUGCCCUCCCACUGCAGGAAAUGUAGUUGCAACGUCUGUAUCAACCUGUGUAUUGGUGGCCAGUCUCUGACUCGGCACGUUUGUGUGAUCACUGCAUUUAUGUGCUUACCCACCGUGUAAAUAAUAAACCCGUGAUGACUUUUACCUUUC